CGGCUCUCUCUGCCUUCCCCUCUCCUCCUCUCUCCCGCUCCUUGCAAAGCUUUCAGUUUCACUGCCUUUUCAGCUUCCCUUUUUCCUUCAUUUUGCACCCCCAUUACUCUUUAGCUUUCCCGUGUUUAUAUUCCUACUCCUUAGCAUCACAGCCUUUUUUUUUUUUUUUUUUUUUUUAUCUCAGCACCUUGAAAAAGAAAAAAAAAUUCUAGCGUCUCUCCAUUUGUCAACUAACCAUCACCAAAAAUGUCACCAGAAUUCGUGUUUGAGUGUUUUCCCUUCAUUUCUCGUACUGGGUCUUCGCCAUUUUUCAGUAUGGAGGUCGUUCUCUGCCUCGUUCUCUUUGUUUCCAUUUUCUCCUUUUGGUUAGCUCCAGGAGGCCUUGCUUGGGCCUUGUACAAGACAAAGUUUAAUGUUCAAUCCCGAACAGCUAUUCCUGGCCCUGCAGGUUGGCCUUUCAUUGGGAUGGUCUUGGCUUUUACUGGUUCCUUGACUCAUAGAGUUCUUGCUAAAACCUCUCAGCUGGUCAAAUCGAAGUCGUUGAUGGCCUUUUCUGUGGGCUUCACUCGCUUCAUUAUCUCUAGCCAUCCUGAAACGGCUAAAGAGAUCUUGAACAGCUCAGCUUUCGCUGAUAGACCUGUCAAAGAAUCCGCUUAUGAGCUUUUAUUCCAUAGGGCAAUGGGCUUUGCACCUUAUGGGGAGUACUGGAGGAAUUUGAGGAGAAUAUCAGCUACCCAUUUGUUUAGCCCUAAGAGAAUCGCUUCUUUUGGCCACUUUAGGGCAGAUAUAGGGCAAAAAAUGGUGGCUGAGAUAAAGGGGUUAGUGGAGAGAGAUGGCGUGGCUGAGGUUAGGAAGGUGUUGCACUUUGGGUCACUAAACAAUGUCAUGAGAAGUGUUUUUGGGAGGAGUUAUGAGUUCAAUGAUCACAAUAAUAUCGAUGCCUGUGAGCUUGAGGGUUUGGUGAGUGAAGGCUAUGAAUUACUUGGAAUUUUUAACUGGAGUGACCAUUUUCCUUUCCUGGGUUGGUUGGAUUUGCAAGGAGUGAGGAAGAGGUGUAGAAAGCUGGUCUCAAGAGUGAAUGUUUUUGUAGGGAAGAUCAUAGAGGAACACCAGGUGAGGAGGGCUGAGAAUGGAGGAGGUGUUGAUGAAAAUUCAGGUGACUUUGUUGACUUGUUGCUAGAUUUACAGGAGGAAAACAGGCUCAGCGACUCUGAUAUGAUUGCUGUUUUAUGGGAAAUGAUCUUUAGGGGUACUGAUACAGUGGCAAUCCUUCUUGAAUGGAUUCUUGCAAGAAUGGUUCUACACCCAGAUAUCCAAGCCAAAGCCCAGUCUGAAAUCGACACUGUCGUGGGCACUAGCCGGCCAGUAUCCGAUUCUGACCUGCCUAAUCUCCCUUACCUCCGUGCCAUUGUGAAAGAAACAUUAAGAAUGCACCCACCAGGUCCUCUCCUCUCCUGGGCUAGGUUAGCCAUCCAUGACACCCAGAUAGGCCCCCAUUUUAUCCCUGCCGGCACCACUGCUAUGGUCAACAUGUGGUCUAUAACCCACGAUGAGCAGUUCUGGUCGGAGCCGGAGGAAUUUAAGCCGGAAAGGUUCAUGGAGGAAGAUGUUGCCAUCAUGGGUUGUGAUCUCAGGUUGGCUCCCUUCGGUUCAGGUAGAAGGGUUUGUCCUGGUAAGGCUAUGGGCUUAGCAACUGUGGAGCUUUGGCUUGCUCAACUGCUCCAGAAUCUGAAUUGGGUAGCUGGUGAGUCUGCAGUCGAUUUGUCUGAAAUCCUGAAGCUCUCCCUGGAGAUGAAGAACUCCCUGGUGUGCAAAGCUGUGCCUAGGGUUUCUGUUUGAUACAUACAUAAUAUGGAUGUCAUCAAAGCUUGGCUUGGCUUGGCUUGCUUUUAAAUCUCCUCUGAAUUUUGAAAGCUCUGGAAUGGGGGAGAUUAAAAAAACAAACCCAAUAAUUAAACUAAGUUAGUUUGUCUUGUGGGCGUUAAUUAGGUUUUUGUGCAAGGAAGUGGGUUGGUUUUCUAGUAUUUGGAUGUUUUUGUGAAAAAAGAUCCUUGUUUAAUAUGUUAGGUCUUGGCUUUCUGUGUAAAACCCUAAUAUGUCGACUAAGCAUGAAAACUUUCCUUUCGCUUGUGUAUACAAGUUUGUCAUUUGACGUAAUGCAGUAUAUGAUCAGUUUGUA
Molecule: messenger RNA, 2179 nt
Organism: Hevea brasiliensis (rubber tree)
Lineage: Eukaryota; Viridiplantae; Streptophyta; Magnoliopsida; Malpighiales; Euphorbiaceae
Product: cytochrome P450 78A5
Exons: 2
Coding region: 247-1839 (530 amino acids)
Molecular function (GO): iron ion binding; heme binding; oxidoreductase activity, acting on paired donors, with incorporation or reduction of molecular oxygen
Source: RefSeq, a predicted model, not a curated record